Cicer arietinum (chickpea) is the source of this 1447-nucleotide messenger RNA. RefSeq names its product peroxisome biogenesis factor 10. The record is from RefSeq and is a predicted model, not a curated record. Gene Ontology annotation, molecular function: zinc ion binding. Gene Ontology annotation, cellular component: peroxisomal membrane. Gene Ontology annotation, biological process: protein import into peroxisome matrix. NCBI's taxonomy places the organism in Eukaryota, Viridiplantae, Streptophyta, Magnoliopsida, Fabales, Fabaceae.
AAAAGAAUAAAAUCGAUAGGAUUAAGAAGCAAGAGUUUGUCUGGGGAUAACACUAACUGCAUUAAAAUUUUAUUAGAAAACCCAAUGGGGUGGGGUCACCUUGGAAAACAUGGCUCAGAUUCCGGUAACGACGGCGAUGCAGGUCCCAGCACCAGCACGGCGGAACCACGGCAGUUUCCUUCUGCGGCUCAGCCGGAAAUGAUGCGAGCUGCUGAGAAAGACGAUCAGUAUGCCUCUUUCGUUUACGAAGCCUGUCGCGACGCCUUCCGCCAACUCUUCGGUACUAGAGUUGCGGUGGCUUAUCAAAACGAGACGAAACUUUUAGGGCAAAUGCUUUACUAUCUGCUCACAACAGGCUCGGGACAACAGACACUUGGAGAGGAAUACUGUGACAUUACUCAAGUUGCAGGACCUUAUGGGCUUCCUCCUACUCCGGCCAGGCGUGCUUUGUUUAUUGUAUACCAGACGGCGAUUCCGUACAUUGCAGAGCGAAUUAGUUCUAGAAUGGCUUCCCAAGGCAUUGUUCUUGCUGACUCUGAGUAUGCCGAGAGUUACGGUGAAAUUUCCCAGGGGAGGAGUAGUUUUCGGGUUUCAGCCACAAGCGAACUUUCUCCUUUGUCUGCCUCAGGGCGGUCUGCUUCAAGACUGACAAGGUUGAAGGAGAAACUCGGUGGAUUUUGGUUGCAUAUGGUUCAGAGAUGGCCUACGAUGCUGCCUUUUGUUCGAGAGUUAUUGCAGUUGCUUCUUCGUGCUAACCUCAUGUUGUUUUACUUUGAAGGCCUCUAUUAUCAUAUAUCCAAACGUGCUGCAGGCAUUCGUUAUGUGUUCAUUGGAAAAGCAUCAAAUCAAAGACCCAGAUAUCAAAUACUGGGAGUAUUUCUGCUGAUUCAACUUUGUGUAAUAGCUGCCGAAGCGCUGCGUCGAAGGCAUUUUACAUCAAUUGCUAGUUCAGUUCACCAGGCAUCCUUUGCAACCCACAAUACUUCAGCAGGACACGGUUUGCCUGUUCUAAAUGAAGAAGGUAAUUUGGCAACUCCAGAUGCUGACAAAGGAAGUUGGGUUUCUGAAUCUUCAUCUUCUGAGCAUAAUGCAACUAGUGGGGCUAGCAAAUGCACGCUUUGCCUGAGUAAUCGUCAACACCCAACAGCUACUUCCUGUGGCCAUGUAUUUUGCUGGAAUUGUAUUACAGAAUGGUGCAACGAAAAGCCAGAGUGCCCUCUUUGCCGCACCCCUUUAACACACUCAAGUCUAGUUUGUGUGUAUCAUUCGGACUUCUAGAAUCUGCUUCUUGGCAGCUGUAGUCUUUUGUACAUGGGAAGAAGAUGGCAUGAAAGGCAAUAUUUUAUUGGUUUUGAGGAUUUUAUCAUAUGAACAUUUAAACCAAUUUAAUUUUAUAUUAGAAUAUAACAAAAUUCUUAUUUUAGCAAUCAAUUUUGCUCUACUAUCA